AUGACAAUCAAGACACGGCUCGUCUGCGGUUUCCAUCUCGAAGAGCCGUCCGCAACAUAUGGGCCCAGGCGAACAUGCACGACAUGGAGUCAAGCCCGGAGGCACACGUGGCUGCCCCUGUGCUCGUACAAUACCGACCGAGGGACACCCCCCAGUAAAAUGGUCGACUACUGUCUGUCAAUUCAGCCCCGCGAGACUCGCCACCGAGAAGCCAUCGAACACAUCCGAGCCUCGCGCCCGGGCUGCUCCAUCAACCACAGCGACUAA
Clonostachys solani is the source of this 267-nucleotide messenger RNA. The record is from the annotation of a GenBank genome assembly. Lineage: Eukaryota; Fungi; Ascomycota; Sordariomycetes; Hypocreales; Bionectriaceae.